CACCAGAUUCCUGCAAAGUGACCACUAUUCAAAUUGAUAUUACUGAAGGCUGUAAUGAAGAAAAUGGAAAAUUAUGGCCAUCCGAUUCAAUGAAGGAAUCAUAUAUUUUGAAUGUCUCCAAUGGUACCAUACACAUUCAAUCAGAUGAAAUAUGGGGAGCAUUACACGCUUUGGAAACAGUCCUGCAACUAGUGUUCAGAGAUCAGAACUACAAGAAUUCGAUACUUGAGUGUGGCAUAAAAGAUUCACCAAGAUUUCCACACAGAGGAAUGAUGAUCGAUACAGCCAGACAUUAUCUAAGCGUUGAAACAAUCAAGAAUGUCAUUGCUGCAUUAUCAAUGGUGAAGAUGAAUGUGCUACACUGGCAUAUGACAGAUGAUGAAUCCUUCCCGUAUGUUUCUUCAGUGUAUCCUGAAUUGUCUUCAAAGGGAGCGUAUCAUCCACAUUCGUAUGUGUAUGAAAAGGAUGAAAUUGAUUCAUUGGUAGAAUUCGCUCGAUUACAUGGUGUUCGGGUGAUUGUUGAAUUUGAUUCACCAGGUCACACUCUAUCAUGGGGCAAAAGUCAUCCUGAAAUCCUCUCUGGCGAAUCACAUGACGGACCAAUCAAUCCAGUCGAUGAGAAUGUCUGGCCAUUUCUAUCAAAUUUGUUCAGCGAAGUGUUGAGUGUAUUUCCUGACCGUGUCUUACAUUUAGGUGGGAGCGUUUAUGACAGGCAAUCAUGGCGAGAAGAUGCCAACAUCCAAGAAUUCAUGAAACAGAAAGGAUUCGAUCAAGACUACAAUAAAUUAGAAAAUUAUUAUUUUGAACGCCUCACAGAAGUUAUUCGGAAUAUUACGUCAAAGUCACAAAGCGUGACACCUGUGGUGUGGCAGAAUGUAUUUGAGAAUGGAUUCCGAGGUAAUGAAAAUGCCGUCAUCAUACAAGUACACGAUAAUUCCCACUGGGAGGAUGUCACCAAGUCAGUCACCUCAUCUGGAUACAGAGUGAUCAAUUCAGCGUGUUGGUCGAAAGUUGUUGGGAAUUUCGAUGAUGCAUGGAAGACGUUGUACGAUUGUGAUCCUGCUGCAUUUGGAGGUACUGAGGAAGAAGCUCAGUUGGUGAUUGGUGGCGAAGUCAUCAUCUGGGGAACAUAUGUGGAUGACACGAAUCUCUUUCUACGAUCAUGGCCGAUAACUGCUGUAGCUGCUGAACGUCUUUGGUCAAUUGAUGCAGGCAAUUUUCAUGAUUUUUCAGAGAGAUUGAAGAGGCUCCAUUGUCAAAUGAUACUAUUGAACUGGAAUGUGAAACCAUUCACAGGACCUGGAUUCUGUCGAAAAUGAGGCAGUCGCUUGGCACAAAU
Trichobilharzia szidati is the source of this 1339-nucleotide messenger RNA. The record is from the annotation of a GenBank genome assembly. Lineage: Eukaryota; Metazoa; Platyhelminthes; Trematoda; Strigeidida; Schistosomatidae.